Molecule: messenger RNA, 2423 nt
Organism: Arachis stenosperma
Lineage: Eukaryota; Viridiplantae; Streptophyta; Magnoliopsida; Fabales; Fabaceae
Product: tRNA (guanine(37)-N1)-methyltransferase 1-like
Exons: 10
Coding region: 524-2308 (594 amino acids)
Biological process (GO): tRNA N1-guanine methylation
Cellular component (GO): cytoplasm
Source: RefSeq, a predicted model, not a curated record
UAUUACAGCACAACUUGAAAUGACCCGAUAACCCAACCCAACCCAACCCCUGAUGCACUGGAGACCUCAGCCCCCAUCACUCAACAGCCACCACACCUCACCGUCAACCCUAAUUUCACUUCCAAGUUCCAAGUUCCAAGUUCCAAGUUCCAAUCUUCAUCCAACUCCGACGAAGGUCACCGUCCCUCCCAGUCUACCGCAAUCGACGCCGCAUCAGAGUUGCGUCACCGGGCAGAAAGACCUCCAACGGGCGGAAGGAAGUCACCGUCGCUGAUUGAAGCUGCUGCAGCGCCGUUGUCGUCUGGUCGUCUGAACUCCGAAGCUUCCGUGGUCGGCGUCGUCUGCUCGUCGGAAGCUGCUCUGUCAACGCCGUCGAGCGUCUGGACGCCUUCUCUGCUCUCUGCGGCGAACUUGACCGCAACAUCAUCCUCACUUGGGCUGAAACUACAACCAUAUUCAUAGGCUCAUAGAAUCGGGAGUAGUAACAGAGUAGUAACAGAAACACAGACGCAGUUGAUUCUGAAUGAAGACAGCAGGGAGCAUAUUCCUAAGGACUCACUUCCCCACUCCAACUAAGCUCCUCUUCCUUCCUCUUACAAAUCCCAAACACUCCCUCUCCCUAAUUCCCAUUUCCAUAUCCUUCACCCGCUUUUCAUCCACCAGUCCCAAUCCAAUCUUAUACGGACCUUCCCUCCACAAAGGAACCGCUCCAAUGCUUCAACGCCCCCAAAACGACGCCCUUCUCACCCUCCGUGAAGAUGCCUUCACUCGCGUCUUCCACCUCUCUGCUCUCCGCGUCCCCUCUGCCCACUGCUCCACCUUAGAGACUCGCCUCCGCGGCCACCUCCUCAACUGGCCUCGUGUUCGCAACAUCGCUCGCGUCCCCGGUGAUGACCUCGAUCCCGACCUCGCUUCGCUAGUUACCUCCGGAGAAUCAGGAGGAGGAGAAGAAGGACACGUGUCAUUGCAGCGACGGAUUUACGGCCAAGCCGAGGGAGACAGCGACAUUUUGAGCCCGGUUCUGUACAGAGAGAAGCUCGCAAGGAGGUUCAAUACGCACGGCUUCGUGAAGUUCAGGAACCUGGCGAAGAUAUCGAGGCCGCCGAAGAGGAAGAAGAAGAAGAAGGAGGACGAGGAGGUGAAAGUCGAGAGGUGCACGGGGAAGAACGAUUUUGCUACGGUGGAGGUUGUUGAAGAGGACGAUAAUGGAGGGGGUAUUUUGGGGAAUUUGGUUGAGGAGGAGUUUGGGAGGGAGAAGUGGAGGGGCUCCACGAGGUUGCUGUUGCUGGAUGAACGGUACGCCGGUUGCGGCGUCCAAGACUUGCCUGAGGCUAUCAAGGCCGUAUUAAAGGAGUAUGCCGAAAAGAGUGCAAAUUUGACUUUUGAGCUAGUUAGGUGCAAGUUGACUCUGUUUUAUGAUUAUUGGCAGAUGAAUGAGAUCCUGGAGGUCUUGCUUCCUGAUGGUGUGGUUGUUCCUUCAGCUUUUGAGACCGUUGGUCACAUUGCACACCUGAAUUUGAGAGAGGAACAUUUAUCAUACAAAACACUCAUAGCAAAGGUUGUGCUGGAUAAAAAUAAGCCAAAGAUACAAACAGUUGUGAACAAGAUUGAUUCCAUUCAUAAUGAAUACCGGACCAUGCAACUUGAGGUUCUAGCAGGAAACCACUCUCUAGUUACCACAGUUGUUGAGAACGGAAUACGCUUUCAGGUUGAUUUAGCAACAGUAUACUGGAGUUCUAGGCUUGCAACUGAAAGACAAAGGCUUCUGAGUGGUUUUACACGGAAAGAUGUUGUCUGUGAUGUUUUUUCUGGAGUUGGUCCCUUGGCUAUAUCUGCAGCAAAGAUAGUUAAGCAUGUUUUUGCUAAUGAUUUAAACCCAUCUGCAGUGGAGUAUCUGGAAAGAAAUAGUGUUCUAAACAAACUUGAAAGGAAGAUUGAGGUCUUUAACAUGGAUGGGAGAAGGUUCAUUAAGGCUAUGUAUGCCAGUGAUAAAGCUCAAUCAAUCACGCAGGUGGUUAUGAACUUGCCAAAUGAAGCUGCAGAAUUUCUAGAUGCAUUUAGGGGAAUAUACAAAGACAGACCCAAGGACAUGGAAUGCAACUUGCCAACGAUCCAUGUUUAUGGAUUCUCCAAAGCGCAAGAUCCGGAAUUUGAUUUUCACGAGAGAAUAAGAAUUGCCCUGCUAGAGGUCGCAGUCAACGUAGAAAUGCGACGUGUACGACUUGUGGCGCCCGGAAAAUGGAUGUUGUGUGCAUCAUUUGUUCUCCCUCGAAGUGUAGCAUUUGCUAAUACUGCAAUUGUUACUUAAAUAUUUUCUGUUGUCAUUUAGUCACAUUUCAUGGAGAAAGUUUUGUUGCAUUACAUUAGUUGUCCCAUGCCCAGAGCAUAUAAUGUACAUAUGUUGUAAUAUGUAUUUUUCAAAA